UCGGAAUUCACCCUUUUACUGAGUGGGCGGGCUGUUCUCUGUGUUGUGUCGGUGUAGUAGAGAGCAACGAUUUCGGUUUUGUUUUCUUUGAUAUCCAGUCGCUGAACUGAAUCGUUCGGCUGAUGAUUCAGUAAAAUCAGUCACAGAAAGCACUUUGUUGCAGUACACACAGGGUAAUUGCUUUGACUGCUGCUUGAUGGAAAAAGUGUAACCAUGUUCAGUUUUGAGGGAGAUUUCAAGAGAACACCUAAAGUGUCCCUUGGGGGUGCAAGCAGAAAAGAGGAAAAAGCAUCACUUCUUCAUCGAACACAUGAAGAAAGAAGAAAAAGGGAGGAUGAAAGGAGAAGACUAAAAAAUGCAAUCAUCAUUCAGUCCUACAUAAGGGGAUACCUAGAUAGGAAACAACAAUAUGCCAUUCAAAGGGGCCACUUCGACCACUGUGUGUGUCAGUGCCAGUCAGGCUCCGGCCCUCCGCUUGCAGACGGUGGAACUCUUAGCCAACUAGUUCGCCAGCUUCUCUUUUUUUACAGAUCGAGUGAAGAUACACACAGAUUGAUCUGGAUGUGUCAGAGUUUGAUUAAGCACCAUGCACAGUUUUUCAAGCUGCUGGUGGGGCCAGAAAGACAGAAUUGUCUGUUUCAGAUCAAACGAAUACUGGGACACUGUUGCAGGCUGCUACAAGCAUGUAGGGAUGACAGUCUGAAUGUGGCGGUUCCUAUGCGGAUGCUAGAGGUUUUCACCUCUGACAGAACAUACAUGCCUGUUGUACAAGAUGCAAACUGUGUCACUGCACUUAUUGAGCAAAUAUUGCACUAUAUGGUUCAGAAAGGACACUACAGAUCUCUGUAUGUUUUAGUCAACCACAAGUUGCCGUCCAGUCUGGAGUACAGUGACUCCCCCUCUGUUCCGCUAGCGCACACACUGCUAGAACAUAUUCUCAAGCCUCUGCACUUUACAUAUGGCUCCUGCCCUCCAGAUGCCAGGCAGUUUGUGUUUUCGGCCUUCACCGAGGAGUUCAUCUCAGCGCCUUUUACUGAACAAAUCUAUCAUUUCUUUGUGCCAGCUCUGGCAGAUUCAAGACUAGCUUUCCCUUUCCAGAACUUCCUUUGGUCACUCCAGGCCACCAUAGCUUCCUCUGCCCAUGCCCGAGCUCAAGCACCAUGGCUCUUUUAUUUUGUAUUAACAGUUGGAGAAACAGGACUGUGUUCACUCUCAGAGGAAGGGUUGCUGUUGUACUUAAAUGCUUUACAGACUUUGUUGCCAUUGCUGCCAGUGACUGAAAGCACCAGUAGAGCUGACAUCAACAGUGAUUCAGAAGAUGAGGAAGAAAUGAACAUACAGCAUCAUGCCACACGGGAUGGAAGUUGGAUAUCUGUGCAUUCCAUAACACAGGAAUGCGUGCAGAAGUUGGACACCAAGCAGCAGACUAACGCUUUGCUAACAUUAGUGUGGAGAGACUCUGCAAGUGAAGAUAUCUUCACUAUGAUGGCAUCUAUCUGUCACACACUGAUGGUGCAACACCGUAUGAUGGUGCCUCGAGUCAGGCUUUUGUACAGUUUAGCCUUCAAUGCUCGGUUUCUGAGACACCUCUGGCACUUAAUCACAUCCAUGAAAACUAAAAUGAUCACGGGGUCCAUGGUUCUUCUAUUACAGGUAAUGUCUCGUGGUUCUCCGAUGUCUCUAGAGGAUUCCAAUAGGAUCAUCCCUCUCUUCUAUCUCUUCAGUUCACUAUUCAGUCAUUCGCUUAUCUCUGUGCAUGACAGCGAGUUCUUUGGCAGCUCAGUGGAUGGUCAGAGUCAGCCGUCGAUGAUGCCCUUCUCUUUGACAGAGUUGGUGACUUUGUCUCGGUGUUUGAGGGACGCUUGUCUGGGAAUCAUCAAGCUGGCGUAUCCUGAGACUAAGACUGAGCACAAAGAGGAGUAUGUAGCAGCGUUCCGCAGUGUCGGGGUGAAAAGCAACAGCCAAGUGCAGCAGUGCAUUCAGGCUCAACAGAAACGAUGGGUCCAGCUGUUUAAGGUGAUUACCAACCUCGUGAAGAUGUUGAAGGCAAGAGAUAUUCGAAGAACCUUCUGUCCAUCGGGUCAUUGGCUGUCUGAUGGAGUCAACAUCAGGGCAGAUAAGGUCACUCAGCUUUAUGUACCUUCUGCAAGACAUGUGUGGAGAACUAGGAGAAUGGGUCGCAUCGGACCGCUUCAGUCCACAUUAGACGUUGGGCUAGAGCCUCCACCGCUGUCAGUAUCAGAGGAAAGACACUUGGCCAUCCUCACUGAACUACCAUUUGUUGUGCCCUUUGAGGAAAGAGUCAAGAUUUUCCAGAAAUUGAUCUAUGCUGAUAAGCGGGAGGUGCAGGGCGAUGGCCCAUUUUUGGAUGGCAUUAGCAUCAGCAUUCGACGGAACUACAUAUAUGAAGACGCGUAUGAUAAAUUAUCCCCUGAGAAUGAGCCUGAUCUAAAGAAGAGAAUAAGGGUUCAUCUGCUCAAUGCUCAUGGGUUGGAUGAAGCUGGCAUUGAUGGUGGAGGAAUAUUCAGAGAGUUCUUGAACGAGUUGUUGAAAUCAGGCUUUAACCCUAACCAAGGCUUCUUCAAGACAACUAAUGAAGGGCUCCUUUACCCGAGCCCCACAGCAGAGAUGCUCGUAGGCGAAUCCUUUACCCGUCACUACUACUUCAUUGGCAGGAUAUUAGGAAAGGCGCUGUAUGAAAACAUGCUAGUGGAAUUGCCAUUUGCCAGUUUCUUCCUGUCGAAGCUCCUAGGCACCAGCGCGGAUGUAGACAUCCACCAUCUGGCCUCUUUGGACCCAGAGAUGUACAGAAACCUGCUUUUUCUCAAGAGUUAUGAAGGUGAUGUGGAAGACCUCGGCCUCAACUUCACUGUGGUCAACAAUGAUCUCGGGGAGGCGCAGGUGGUCGAGCUCAAACAAGGGGGAAAGGACAUCCCGGUAACUACGGCCAACAGGAUAGCCUACAUCCAUUUAGUGGCCGAUUACCGUCUGAACAAACAAAUCAGAGCACACUGCCUGGCCUUCCGGCAGGGCCUGGCCAACGUGGUCAACCUGGAGUGGCUGCGCAUGUUUGAUCAGCAGGAAUUUCAGGUACUGAUUUCCGGUGCACUUGUUCCUAUCUCUCUGGAAGACCUGAAGAGCUUCACUAACUACUCAGGUGGUUAUACAGCAAAUCAUCCAGUGAUUCAAAUCUUCUGGGAUGUGGUGGACAGCUUCAGCGAUGAGGAGAAGCGCCAGCUGCUUAAGUUUGUUACGAGCUGUUCACGACCGCCACUCUUAGGAUUCAAGGAACUCUAUCCAGCCUUUUGCAUCCACAAUGGAGGUACUGACCUGGAGCGUCUCCCAACCGCUAGCACUUGCAUGAACCUUCUCAAGCUGCCCGAGUUCUCUGAUCCUCAGCAAAUGAGAAACAAGCUACUUUAUGCUAUUGAAUCCUCUGCUGGCUUCGAGCUUAGCUGAGGAAUGAGUCCUCUUCUGGUGGCCUUGGAACCCAAACAAGAAGCUGUGGCCAUGUCACGUGAUCAGAGAGAAAGUGAUCACAAUAGAGAUAUGGCGAGUCUGCUGUGUACCUGCAGUGAUUUCAAGAAGAUAUUACAACGAGAGAUCUAAAAGUUGUGGCAUGGACAAGAAAAUGCUCAAUUUGAUUUUUAUUUCAAACUUGUAAAUAAAGGGACAGCAUUUAUACAUUCGAAGCAACAUCAAAGAAGCAUCCACUGAUCAAAAGCACUAACAUUCAGAUUUUCAUGCUAAGUGUUAGAGAGACAUGGAGAAGUGAAAUAAAAUGGCAGCACAAAAUUGACCUGUAGAUUUUUACUUCAUUUUGCACUGGUAACGGCAGACGUUUUUGUACCCUCCCAGAUGCUCUUUGUCACCAGUGCAGCACACAUUGUGCAUCAACUAAUAAAGAUGCAUGCAUUAGGCUUGCUGAUUCAAAAAACAAGCUAACACAUACGUUUCUUCAGUAUAACAGCAUGCCUGAAACAGCUUCAAUACAUUAAGGAUACUAAAGAGCAGGUUUGGUUUAAGGUCACAACGGCUGUACCAGUCAAAAUGUGCAUGCCUUGAAACGGGGCAUGCUAUCAGUGUAGCAUUUGCUGAAAAUGCUGAGCUAUUAAUUUUCCAGCUCAAAAAUUAUUUUAUGGCUAAUGAGCCACCAACAAAGGAGUUUAAUAGAUUUGAGUCAUUGAAGUCGAAACCUUGAUGUGUGAGGUUAACAGGGGUGGUAGAACAGUAGCACGUGUCAAAAAAUGGUGUGUAGUCAUCUUGUUUUAAUCAUGUGGUAAUGGAAGUAUUUGAACUUGCUGAUUCUGCUAGACUUUUAUCUGUAAAAUGGAAUUACAUUACACUUGGAACCAGAAUGAUGUGUUUUUUCCCAGGUUAUUCAUGUUGAAAUAAAAUAGCAGUUUAACAGGCCUUUGUAUGAGAUUUCGGACUUUGGGGUUGUGUCUAUUGUGAUUCCAUAAAAAAAUAUGUAUUUAUGUAUUCCACACAUUGGACAUUGUCAUUAUGCAUUAUGUCUGUAUAAUGAUACUGACAUUUGUGCAAUAAAGAAAAACAAGUGAAAUUGAA
Molecule: messenger RNA, 4569 nt
Organism: Triplophysa dalaica
Lineage: Eukaryota; Metazoa; Chordata; Actinopteri; Cypriniformes; Nemacheilidae
Gene: ube3c
Product: ubiquitin protein ligase E3C
Exons: 24
Coding region: 214-3459 (1081 amino acids)
Biological process (GO): protein polyubiquitination; ubiquitin-dependent protein catabolic process
Molecular function (GO): protein binding; ubiquitin protein ligase activity
Source: RefSeq, a predicted model, not a curated record